Molecule: messenger RNA, 2139 nt
Organism: Drosophila sechellia
Lineage: Eukaryota; Metazoa; Arthropoda; Insecta; Diptera; Drosophilidae
Product: beta-alanine transporter
Exons: 4
Coding region: 1-2121 (706 amino acids)
Biological process (GO): transmembrane transport
Cellular component (GO): membrane
Molecular function (GO): transmembrane transporter activity
Source: RefSeq, a predicted model, not a curated record
AUGGCAGAUGACGAAAAGGGAAAUGCAUCGACGGAAGAUGAUGACAAGCCGAAAAAGAGGGAACAAAGGGAUCAGGGGCAACAGUCAAAGCUGAAGAAAAUAAAGUAUUACAUUGAGCCGGAUAAAGUGGACAUUGGAAUACAGGCGGGUGAUUCGUUGGAGAAGGUCAAAGUGACCUACGUGGAGCCAGAUGACGAAGAAUCCUCGCAUGGCUUCUUUUGGGGAAAGAAGAGAUCGGAAACAUCAUUACCGCGUCGAUCGUGGGAGACGGAUGACUAUAUAGAUUUCGAUGAUCUCCUGCCGAUGAUUGGCCAGUUUGGUCGUUUCCAGAUUAGGCUGUUUCUGUUCAUGAUACCCUUCUGCUUCAUCACCGCCUUCGUGUAUCUGGGCCAGAUAUUCAUGUGCCUGACCCCAACGAAGUACUACUGUUAUGUGCCGGAACUUUUACAUACGCCCGUGGAGCUGCGCAAGGACUUGUCCAUUCCAAAAGAGAAGGAUGGAUCUUACAGUCGCUGCCGGAUGUACAAUACCAAUUACACGAAGAUCCACUUUGCGGAGAAUCCGAGAGCCUAUAUCAACACUUCACUGCCCACGAUUCCCUGCAAGAAAGGCUAUGUUUUCGAGCACGAGGGCAGAGCAUUCGAAUCGGCCACCAUGGAGUUUGGCUGGCUGUGCGAUGACGACAAGUACGCCACCUAUGCCCAGAUCAUUUUCUUCCUGGGUUCCAUUUUGGGCGGACUUGGUUAUGGCCACUUUGCGGAUCACUGUGGCCGUGUGGCGGCGGUGGUCAGUAGCUGCUUCCUUGCUCUGUUGGGAAGCCUGGCCACCUCGAUGUCCACGGACUUCUUCAGCUUUGCAAUAUCGAGAUUUUUAGUUGGUGCCUCCUACGAUACCUGCUUUACGAUGGUAUACAUUUUGGUGCUCGAGUAUGUGGGUCCCAAGUACCGAACACUGGUGGCCAAUCUAUCCCUGGCCCUGUUCUACUCCCCCUUCACGAUGGUGAUGCCGUGGAUAGCGCUUUCAGCCGGAAAUUGGAGGAGAUUUUCCUCAUUUGCAUCCUUGCCCAUUGUGCUCGCCAUGUUUUCCUUUUGUCUGCUACCGGAAUCUGCACGAUGGCUGGUAUCGGUGGGUGAGAUCGACAAGGCCAUGGAGAUAUUGAAGAAUGUGAUUGAGGUAAACAAGAAGCAUGUGUCCAAGGAAAUACUUGAUCUCUUCGAGGCGAGCUGCACCCAGUUCUACAAGGAGGAGCUCGACGGACGCGAUUUUACAGUGCUUUCAAUAUUCAAGAGGAAGCGGAUGGCCCGUUAUAUGAUCCUGAUGAUUUUCAUCUGGAUGUCCAUCUCUUUGGUUUACGAUGGACAUGUUCGUGCGGCCAGUGUCCUGGACAGUGAGAAUAUCUUUCUGUUCUUUACCAUCGCCUGUGCCACUGAGUUGCCGGGUAAUAUCCUGGUGAUCCUUACUCUGGAUCGCGCUGGACGUCGAUGGUGCUCUUUUUUUUACACUUCGUUGAGUGGAGUGUUUAGCCUAUUAGGGGCCAGCUUUCAGAAUCGCGCAAAUAUGAGGAUGUCAGCGUUAGCUGGAAGAUUCUUUUCCAACAUCUGCUAUAAUAUAGGACUGCAGUGGGCCGCUGAGAUACUGCCCACGGUGGUGAGGGCUCAGGGAGUAGCCUUCAUCCACACGAUGGGCUUUGUGGCGAUGUUGAUGUCCCCGCCAGUGGUCUAUCUUUCCAAAAAGUCCCUUUCCAGCACGCUGAUCGUUUUGGGAGCCCUGGGUAUCUUCGGUGGACUGCUGGCCCUGUUUCUACCGGAAACGCUGAACCACGAACUCCCGGAAACGCUCAGUGAUGGCGCCCAAUUUGGGAAGAAUCAAAGGAUUUGGCACAUGCCCUGCUGUGGCCCAGGAUCAAGAAAAUCCCAUCCCAGGCACAACUGGCACCAGGGCUCGAGCUUAAGGACCCUAUCGAAGGACGAGUUCCGCUCCAGCAAAAUGCAUCGCAAGACGAAAUAUAGGUUUGAGUCCCACCCGAGUCCAUCAUCGAGUGAUUACAAGGGCACCGAGGAGAAGGAAAUCCGAACGUAUAAAUAUGGAAACGGCUCAAAGUGUCCAGAAGAUAAGAGCUGAGGUUAUCUUUAAGUUACC